UGCAAUGACACGAUAUGCUUCAUGUUGAUCCCUGACUCUAAUAUAGUCCCCCAGGAGGAGGAGGUUGUUGAUAACAGAAAUGUGAUUCAACAUUAUGUCGUAAGUGCAGAACCAACAUUAUAUCGUUCAAGAAGGCAGAAGUGUCCUAAAUGUGGUCAAAAAGACACUAAAUUCUUUUUGCUAACGACUCGCAGCGGAAAACCAGCAGGGCGUUCUUAUAUUUGCUGCAAUUCGGACUGCCUCCACAGAUUCUGGGAUGACGACACCUGGAUCGACGACUACGAAAACUAAAAUUAUAUUAUUUGUUAAUGUGAUUAAACACAUUAUAUUAUUUGUUGAUGUGAUUAAACUUAUAUAGUAGUUG
Ipomoea nil (Japanese morning glory) is the source of this 364-nucleotide messenger RNA. Its product is annotated as DNA-directed RNA polymerases II, IV and V subunit 9A-like. The record is from RefSeq and is a predicted model, not a curated record. Gene Ontology annotation, molecular function: nucleic acid binding; zinc ion binding. Gene Ontology annotation, biological process: DNA-templated transcription. NCBI's taxonomy places the organism in Eukaryota, Viridiplantae, Streptophyta, Magnoliopsida, Solanales, Convolvulaceae. Bases 22 to 291 code for a protein of 89 amino acids. The transcript is spliced from 3 exons.